Messenger RNA from Cydia amplana, 3760 nucleotides. It is a transcript of the gene Sas-4, whose product is annotated as centromere protein J. Gene Ontology annotation, molecular function: tubulin binding. The coding region runs from base 71 to 3727 and encodes 1218 amino acids. Gene Ontology annotation, cellular component: centriole; centrosome. The transcript is spliced from 3 exons. Gene Ontology annotation, biological process: centriole elongation; cilium assembly. The record is from RefSeq and is a predicted model, not a curated record. NCBI's taxonomy places the organism in Eukaryota, Metazoa, Arthropoda, Insecta, Lepidoptera, Tortricidae.
CUGUCAUGCCAAAAGUUUCAGUUUGUAUUUGUAACGCUCAGUUUUUUUUUAUCAACUUUUUAGAUUUUUUAUGGGAUUGUUGUUAUUAGUGUUAAGCUGUUGUAUGAAAUGUGCUAUUAAAACAACGCUUGCAAUGAACCAAUCGUACUCGGACAGCGACGUGUCGCUGUCCCCAACACAAAUACUGGAGCGACUACAUUUGCUGCGCCAGCUACAGUUAUUGCAACAAGACAAACUUCUUAAACAACGCCAAUUGUAUCAAGAGUCGCCUCGGAACUCCAGCAUUACGGAAAUCGUCAGUCAAUUUAGUGCAAGUACGAGCUUUAACACAUUCCGGAGCUUGCUUGGAAGUUCCGAGUCUUCAACCGACGCCACACCGCGGCUCCAUUCGAGUAAAUCGCAAGUGAACCAACAGGACUUAGUGGAAGGCGUGGCUGUCCUUAACCUAUCCCAAGAGUCGGAAUUUAUUAUAACUUCUCCUGUCUCUAGCAGAAGCAAAGCUUCCAAUGCAUCUCAAGCACCAACCGAGUCAGGUACAAGUGGAGGGGCACACUCUGUAGCUUCUAAGAAACAAAUAUCUCUCGAUGAUAUGCCGGUGCUGACUCCUAAGAAAGACUUUGAAGCACUAAUCAUUGAAAAACUUAAAAAUGAAUUGGAUGCACCCAAACCCAAAAUCUUACAAAAGGAAAAUGUGCCUAGUAAAAGCAAGAAACCGUAUCUGAAGAAAGGGGAAGGUAUGACCCGAUUUGGGCUGCAGAAAAACAAACCUGUCAUACAGAGUACAUAUGCUUUGCCUUGGAAAAAAGCUACCAAUGUUAAAAAAGCACCUGUGAAAACUAUAAAUAUUAAAUCACCAAAAAAUUCUAAAAGAAAGAGUAUAGAUGUUAAAAUUGUUGUUUCUAAACCUUCACCUGAAGUCAAAACAAAACCUGCUGAUGACAAACUGGUUCAGCCAAAAGAAGUAAGUGACAAACAAGCCAAUAUUAAAGUUGCUCAAGAUCCAAUCAAGCAAGGAAACAGUAAACAAUUGACUGCUACAGUUGAUUCUAGCAAUUGUGAACUCCAUGGUCCAAAAGCACUCUCACCACCUAAAGAAAGAGAAAUAAAACUACAAUUACCUAAAGGAAAACAUCCAUUACUGGCAAAUAAGGGUAAGACCUGGGCGGCAGUCCUGACAAAAGAACAGGAUGAUUUCCUUCGGCAACUCAAACAAAGUGACUAUUAUAAGAAUUUUACUUCUCCUGCCAAAAGCAUUCUCUCAGAUAUCAGCUGUGAUGAAACACUUAUGAAACUUAGACAAGAGAGGGAGAUGGCAGAGCAAAAUAUGUUUGAACUGCUUGAAAACAAGGUAGAUCAUGCAAGCUUUAACUUGAACAAUUCCUUUAUCAAUAGAUUUUUACAAGGCAGUAAUUUAGAAUGUUCAGGAGAGAGUACUCCUGUGAUUAUGCAGAAAUGUCUAGCAAGCAAUCCGAAACUGAUGACCUUAUGCCCUGAUGUACACCAGACUAGAAAUGUAAAUUGUCACAGUGAUAUUGACUGCAACAGUGAAUACACAGAGUGUUGCAGUGAAGCAUGCUCUUCUGCGUGCAGCUGUUCUUGUAAUAACACUAUAGAAGAAUCCAACAACUUCAACAACCACCAAGAUAUCUCUAAAAGUAAUAAAAAACAGGCUGUCCAGCAUAACAAAACAAACAAAACAACAAAAGAGGCUGAAAAACAACCCGAAGUUCAACAAUGUCAUAAUGACAAAGAAAUUGACAGCAUGAAAGAAAACAUGGCAGAAAUGAAUGCUAAAUUAGUUGCUACAAGUGAACUGCUAAAAGAUAGGCUCAGAGAAUUAGAGGAUGAAAUUGAAACAUUUAGAAAAGAAAAUGCAAACCUAACUAAAAUGAGAGAAGAUAUUGACAUGGAGAAGCAAAAGUUUUAUGAAGAAAAAUCUACCUUUGAGCAAAAGUUCAAUGAGGAGAAAAUUCUAUCAGAAUAUUAUUUAGCCGAGGAAAAAGAGAAAUUGACAAAGCAAAAGCAAAUCUAUGAAAGACAAGUGAGGGAGAUGAGAGGUCGGCUCAACAAAAAAGACAAAGAUGAAGUUGUUAACCUGAAGAAAGAAAUAAAUGACCUAAAGGAAGAAAUGAGACUUAAAGAUGCUAAAUACACCACUGUCGCCGCAAGGCUUCGCAAUCAAUUGAAAAUUAUGGAAAAGGAGAAAAAAGAUUUGCAGGAAGAAGUAGAAAAGUUGAAAAAAGAGAAUCGUAGGAUCCAACACAGCAAUGACAUUACCAGGCGAAUGACUAAUAUUAAAUAUUUAGAACAAAUAAACAAGAAGUUGUCCAAGGCAAAGAGUGCUCAGAGUCAAGUAGUGCCUGAUGAUGAUAUGAAGUAUAAAACAUUAGAAAUAGAGAGGCAAAGUAGAAGCAGGGUGCAGCCUGCAGCAAAGAACCCACUUAGAGCCAGAGCUAAGAGUGUGCCCAAUCUUAAUGUAACAUCCCGAUAUGCAAAGUAUUUUAGCCAGAGGGAUGUGGUGAGUCCAACUGAAAGAAAUCAAACUUUAAAUAUAGACAGAUAUACCUCUCAUGACAUUGAUGAUGGACGAUAUGAUCACGAAAGUGAAAGUUUAGGAGAUACAGAAUCUGUUAGUGGGAGAGAUGCAACAGACAAUGAAGAUGACAAUAGUUUAGAGAAAAUAUACAUGGAGAGAUUUCAAGAACAUUCAAAAGAUGAACCUGCAUUUGACAAUGCUAGAACAAGCUAUUCAAGUUCCAAUCACAGUUUCGAAAAGACGAAUCUCAACCAAAAAACAGAUGGCUUUUUUAUUCAUAGAUCUAAUUCAGGUUCAAUGAAAGAAUCCAAGUCUCCAAAGCAGUUAUCACCUCGCGAUCAACCUAGCGGAUACAGUUCUAAUAGAUCCAAGUCCCCUGUGUCUAUAUUAAGUCAUAGAUCAACCCGCAAAUCACCAGUAACUGUGAUUAACCAUGAACCAGAUUAUUUACCCAGUUCAAGCAGAUCUAAUCACUCCCACGGCAGAUCUACCUCACCUAUAUCAACUGUAAGCAACCACACAUACAGCUGUAGCAGCCAAAGAAUACCUACUGUCAUAAACCGAGAAUAUUUAGACAAUAGGUCAUUCCCAGAGCCUCCAAGCAAAACUAGUGUAACAAAAACGGACCUUACCCCUACUGAAAUAAGGAAGUCAGACGGUUCUAAAGAACUCAGAUUUCCAAAUGGAAAUGUGAAGUAUUUGUCGGCAGAUGGCAAAUACAGCAAGUUUGUGUACUACAAUGGGGAUGUGAAGGAAAACUUCUAUAAUGAAGGGAGGAUAAAGUAUUAUUAUGCUGAAACAAAGACUUAUCAUACAACUCAUCCUGACGGGUUGGAAGUUUUGGAGUUCCCUGAUGGCCAAGUAGAGAAGCGAUACAAAGACGGCUCAUCCGAGAUCCGUCUCCCGAACGGCACCGUCCGCUACUUCGACCCCAAGAACCUGCACGUCCGCGAGGAGUGGCGCUUCCCCGACGGCGCGACGCUCACCGCCUCGGCGUCGGGCGAGCGCCGCGUCGUCUUCCCCAACGGGCAGGUGGAGGUGCACACUAAGGACCAUAAGCGCCGCGAGUUCCCCGACGGCACGGUGAAGCUGGUGUACAACGACGGCACAGCUGAGACGCGCUACGCAUCGGGCCGGGUCCGUAUCAAGGACAAACACGGAAAUCUCAUCAUGGACUCUGUGCCGAGCUGAUUUGGACUUUGGGUACGCCUAAUAAAGUACAAG